UCUGUUUUUAAUUUGUGCUUAAUUGACCUUUAAUGAUAAAAUCAUCCAUUUUGCGUAACAGUGUAGAGACAAUGUAUUUGCAGUUACAGGAGCUUGUUUGUCACAAUGGCAAGUCUCUGUUACAUGAGGAGGCUUUGGGACACAACACAAGUAUACCGGCUUCUUAGAGUUGCAAGCCAGCACAGAUCUGCACAACAGUUGCAACACCAAAAGGUAUUUGUGAAAUUAAGAAUGGACAGUAUGUUGUACAGCUGGUGCAAAUGAAGGGGUUGAUGUCACUGGAGUGCAGUAAACAACAAAAAUGUAAAAUUUGAUAGGCAUUGAAGUAGUGUUGGUCAGAUUUUGGUGCUUAGUUCAGGACAGGAGAAGUAAAGUAAAAUUAUACCUAUGUUAAAAACAAUAAACAGUUAUUCUGUGGCGGUCAAACUGAUCAGAUAAGUGCAGAGUUUAUGUUGGAUUAUAAAAAAUGUAAGAUCAGGUGUUUUCAGGAGUUUGACUCAGUGAGAAUUUAAAAAGAUCUUACAUUGGACAAAAGUUCAGAAAGUGGAGGCACAAGCACAGUAAGAGAUUAUUUGUCAAAGGUAAUCUCCAAAAGUCUAUCAACAAUGCAGAGAGAAUGAGAAAUGCUAAAACGAGAACAAGAUUAGAAGAAGAUUCAAAGCUCAACUUGAUUUUGGUCAGUCACUAAACACUGUGAUCUUGCUAACCCCGACCUGACACACAUAUUUAAAAGUACUGAGAAGAUGAGUAGGGGAGAGUGGGGUAAGAUGAACCAUUUUUCAUAUUUCGGAUCACUACAUCAAGGCAAUCAUAGUUUGAUCUCUAACGAGUGUAUCUGCAUAUAUUUCAAGAUGUUGUGCAUCCCUGCGAACCAACAGAAUGAGUGUAAACAUAACUGUCUUUAUAAUAUAGUAUGCCAAAAAAGGGGUCCUCUAAGCUGAAAUGGUGGACUUUUAUGCUAGGUUUUGGACCUCAUGUUGUAGCUCAUAGAUACCACAAUUCAUGUAUAAAACAAAUUUAAAAUAAUCUUUUUUCUUUUUUGUCUGAACACAAUUUUAAUAAAACUUAUGACAGACUAAUUUAACUUUCAAGAGUGAAAAAUGUUUUUUUUUUAAAUAAAUGUCUAACCCCUUCACUCAUGUGCUUCUAACCUUCACAGACUCCAUGAAUUGAUGCCCAUCUCCUAAAUAUUUGGUCACAUGAUCAAUUUCUUUUACCAAUCCCUAGCAACAGGGGGUUGCUCAACUUACCCUUUGGCUCAAUUUACCACACUCUCCCCUAUGCUCAAAGAUUCUCUGCACAGGGUCACCAAGUUUAUUCACAAUAGUCAGUUGUUUUUUUUUUUUUGUUUUGUUUUUUUUUGUAUGUUAUAGUUUUUUUAAAUUUAAAUAUCCGGCAGAAUAAAACAGUAGUAAGCAUAAACAAUAUGUGAAAAUUCUUUAGGUGACUAUAAUUACAGUUCUUGUUUGUGUUGCGGACUUAAAAUGAGGAAGCGAUGUACUUCUGUUGUUACAUUUGUUGGACCGAGCUUUUAUUUUGAAACCCCAAACCAUAUAUAGCACUUCCUGUUUUGAUUGCGGACUGAAACCGCUCAGAAAAGACAACAAUUUCCGCGUUAGUUCUCAACUUUAGCAAGGUUCUCACAACAGUAGGUGUUAAUAAAAAACCUUUACAUGUUACAGAAGUGGCCAUGUUUCGUUAGAAGUAGAGUCAAAUCUAUGUAAUCCGUAAGAAACGGCACGAUAACCUUCAGUCGGUGAACUAGUCUCACUAAUUCUGCAUCAUUUUGUAUUAAUAAGAUUUGUUAUUGAUAGAUUCAGUUAGGUGCCACUUGUAACCAAUAAGAUUUGAGAUUGUUAUGGUGUAAAAACCUUAUUUUAACCAAGUGCCACUCUGCCUUAAGAAUGAAUGGGGUCUGUAUGUAUUAUAGCAACUGUUGUAACACGUAUCCCCAAAUUUAGUAAAUGACAUUUUGUACAAUUACUUUUUAUCAGGGGGUUAGAAAACAAACUCACACAAACUGAUCAGCACAACACUGGCCCAUGCUACAUACUCAAGAGAUAUGAACAAUUACCAACUUCAUUUGGGUAGAAGAAGAAAAAACACUCAAUAACAAUGAACUCUGAAUCCAUUCACUUUUCCCUCCUCCCUCAAAGACAAUAUUAAAGUGCUGUAUCGUGCCCUUAGGUAAUGGACAACAAACCGUGGGCUCUCUUCUCAGAUGUGGGAGGAGAUGGUCUUGUUGAAGAAGUCAUCAGCAUAAUGAAACAACACUUCAACCUCGUCUGCCACAAAGACUUCCUACAGAACCCCCAGCAGAACGGGCCAAAAAUUGAAGCUCUGUUUCUGUGGGGUCCCCUCCCAGCAGCCGAGCCGUCUCUUCUCAGCCUGCUUCCCUCACUGAAGGUGAUUGCCAAUGGAGGAGUGGGCAUUGACCACAUAGAUGUGCCAUAUGUCAACAGUGUGGGAGUGAAGGUUACCAACACACCUGGUGUGGUGAGCGAUGCUACUGCAGAUAUUGCGAUGGGUUUGCUGUUGGCAUCAGCACGAAAGAUUGUUAGGGGUGAGUCAACGUAAGCCAAUAUGUAAAACCACUGGAGUCACUCAAAUAUAUAAUAGUAAGGGCUAAGGUGUCGUGAACAGAUGGUUAUGCAGAUUAGAAUCCUGACAGGGUGAGCAGCACCCUAGCUCUCCUACUUUUGCUUCAAGUUAGGGUCAUGUGCAUGCUUACCAUGUCAGAAUCCUGAUCUGCAUACCCAUCUAUUCACAAGAUAGAUGUUUCUACCACCAUAACCAAUUAAAGGAGUUUUGUGUUUCAAGCUCAUCAAUUAGCCACAGGCCCAGAGACCACUCUCAUAAUGCCAGAACUGAUGGGAACUGAAGUCACCGGGUCGACUCUGGGGAUUAUUGGAAUGGGACACAUUGGCAGCAGAAUUGCUCAGAGAGCUCGAGGCUUUGACAUGAAAAUCCUGUAUCACAACAGGAACAGGAGGUAAUUUCGGCAUUUCAUGUAUGUUUAUGAGAUGGUGGGGAAGGUGGGCUCUCCACAUAAGCAUGUGGAAGGGCAGGGAGCUCUCAGAAUGAAGCCAUAGUUCCAAAUAUACUCUUGCAUGCAAGUAAUUAAUUCUCCUAACAAGCAAAUUGCUGAAUUACAAUUUACAGCGAAGUUCCACCUUUUUUCUGUUCAGGAGCGUUGAAGAUGAGCAGGCAGUGGGGGCGAGUUACUGUAAGAACAUGGACGACCUCCUCCAACAGUCAGAUUUUGUCAUGCUGGCGGUCAAUCUGACCCCUGAAACCACAAACCUGAUCAGUCGCAGAGAGCUGUCCCUCAUGAAACCCACAGCGACACUGGUUAACAUCAGCAGAGGUGAGCAUCAUCGUAGUAAAACAGUUGCUGGACUUAACUUUUCAUUUAUUCUGAAACUCUGAAUCUGUAAUCUUGUUUCUUUUCAUGUUUCAGGAAAGGUUGUGGACCAGAAUGCUUUAGUGGAAGCACUGCAGUCUGGAACGAUUGGCGCUGCAGCAUUAGACGUGACUCACCCUGAACCUUUACCAAGGUUUCACCCACACUCUUUGAACUGAAAUACAUUUCUCAUUGCAGUGAGACUGUUACUUUUGGAGAUAAACUCCACUUACAGUUUGUUUGAUCAGCUUUAUUUUAGAUCAGGUCUUUUUUUCCUGACUUUGUGUCUCAUCUCAAGCCAAACAAAAAGUAAAAUUUCUCUCUUAAACCACAGAAAAAAACAGAGAGACAGAUUAUGUACUGACACUGAAAUUAUUCAGAAUCCUGAGCUCCUCAUACAGAGUGUAAAAUCAAAUGGUACAAGCAUGUUUGAACUUUUGAAAACACAAACAUGACAUUUAGCCGUCCUCUAACAGCUCCUCUUCCUCCUCUGUUGCAGGGAUCAUGCUCUCCUUCGCCUUCCUAACGUGCUCAUCACUCCACAUGUGGGAACACACACCCUCAAUACUACAAAAAAGAUGGUUGAGAAGAUGGUCGAAAACGCUGUGGCUGUAGUGCAAGGUCUCUCUAUUCCCAAUGAAGUCAUACCAAAAUGACUGAACUGACUAUUCCUGGUCUGUCUUUAGCUAUAGGUGCAGAAUCAUAUAUAUUUGUAUAGUCUCACACAUUUGUUGUGAUUGAACAGCUAUUACAUUUUGUGCAUUAAAAUUGUGAAUCUUCAACAAGCAAACUAAAGGAUAACAAAGUUCCCUUCUACUUUGCACUUUGGCAUUUAGUUUUAGUUCCUACCACACAAAUCAAGCAUGUUUCAUCACUUGUGCGCCAUACAAAAUCACAGCAUUGACAAGUCCUAGCUGUAUGGUGAAUGGACUAUGUUUAUAUAGUGCUUUCUUUUGUCCACAUUCACUCACUGAUGGCAAAGGCUGUUAGGCAAAGUGCCAUACUUUUUUUCCCCUUGUUUAUCAUUUAUCCUAUCCACACAUCACUGGACACAGCCGAGCUGGAGCUGGUAUGGAAUAAAUGUCUUGCCCAGUGACCCUUCGGCAUGUGGAGAACUGGACUUAUCACUGAGCCACAGCUGCUCCUUCCCCACAAUCAGUAACCUCCCUGGCAAUGAAUUUGUGAGUUCAGACUGCAGAGUUAAAAUACCUUUUAUAAAUUAUUUACUUUUUGUAUAUGUCAAUCAUGUAAUUCAUUCCUUCACGUCUCUUAUUGGUACAGGGUAAAGUCAUCGCUACUGUUUUGGAUUAUUUCUUACUCUUACGCCAAGAAAAUAAAUGCGUUACACAUUACUGUA
Xyrichtys novacula (pearly razorfish) is the source of this 4760-nucleotide messenger RNA. The record is from the annotation of a GenBank genome assembly. Lineage: Eukaryota; Metazoa; Chordata; Actinopteri; Labriformes; Labridae.